AUGGAUACAAAUUCGAUUAUCACAAAAGGUGAAUCAGAAUCCGUCAUCGUGGUAAAUGAUGAUGUUAAUGGACCACCUGUUAUUCAGAAAUUCUUUUCAAAAUUGAAUAUUAAUAUUGAAAAGAAUCGAUGGACUUGUUGCUGCAAUAUUUGUUCAUUAUCAGUUACAGAUACAUAUAAAACAACUUCGAAUUUUUUAAAGCACAUAAAAACUAAACAUCGAUUAGCAUUUGAUGAAUGGAAAGAUUCGACCAAUAAUAAACGUCAACAGCUCCUCACCAACAGUCUUAUUCGAAAUCUUAUUAUUAAUAUGAGUCUUCCAUUAUCAAUAGUCGACAAUGAAUCGUUUAUGAAUUUUAUGUUAGAUGUUGAUCCGAAGUACAAAAUGAUUAAUAGACGUGAUAUUACACGUUCGUUUCUUCCUAUUAUGUAUAAAAAAUGUAUAAAAAAGCUACAGGACAUUUGUAAUCGAUCAAAAUAUGUUAGUCUCACUCUUGAUAUAUGGAGUGAUCGUAGAAUGCGUAGUUAUUUUGGCAUUACACUUCACACAAUUAUUGAUGAUCAAUAUAAAACUUAUGUUCUUUCGUUCGAACGUCUAAAAGGUAAACAUUCUGGUGAUAAACUUGCUGCUGAAUUUGAUCGUGUUAUACAAAUGUACAAUUUAAAGGAUAAACUUGUUAGAAUAGUUACUGAUAAUGCAAGUAAUAAUCAAGCUGCAUUUGAUAAUCUUAUAUUACCCGGUUUUGAAGAAUAUUUUAAUGAUAUUGAUGAUGAUCAAUCUGAACGUGAAACAAGUGAUGAAGAUAGUGAUAAUAAUGAAUUGUACGAAAAUAGUCAAUUACAAGCAGAAGAAGUAGAUGAUGACAUAUAUGGAACAACACUUAAUGCACCACCUGAACAAGAAUUUUUACGAUUACCAUGUUUUAGUCAUUGUCUUCAACUUGUUGUUAAUGAUGGAAUUAAAGCUGCUGGUGGUGCAUUAUCAUCUCUUAAAAAAGUAGCUGAUCUUGCUAAACU
Rotaria sordida is the source of this 1016-nucleotide messenger RNA. NCBI's taxonomy places the organism in Eukaryota, Metazoa, Rotifera, Eurotatoria, Philodinida, Philodinidae. The record is from the annotation of a GenBank genome assembly.